AUGGCCGGCGACAACCCUUCACCUCACCGGCAUCAUCGACUCUCCAGACUGACUGCAAGGACCGCAAAGCUGCUGCGGCGCACCUCGACCUCCUCCAAGAAUCACCCUUCCACCGCCGACUCCCGCGCUGCGACGCCCGGUGCCGACUCACACCUUGAUUCUCGCCCCCAUUCCUCCUCCCAGCUGCAUCCGGGAAUUCCAGUGCGACCGUCCAGGCUUCGGACAACGCCCUCAACGCGAUUGACCGCUGAAGCGCCGAAAAGAGGAGGGUCACUCCGGCGACUCGAGGAGUUCGAUCCAGCCGGUACACCCAAAGACGGUGGUAUAGCACGCAGUCCAUCUUUGUCCCUUCGAAGACCGGAAUCUCGCUCCACUACCCCCCGUGCUCUUAAUGCGGUCGAUGAGUCCGGUCAAGGUAUAAACGCGCCAUCUUCCUUUCACAUCCCAAAAACCAAGCCGCUGCCAGCUACAAGCCCGCCUCCACGACCUCCACUCGCCGUUCGACGACAGUCUCUAGUCCCCGCUCACCAGCACCGCCUUAUAAACAACCUUUUAGAUCCUGGAACAACUGCAAAUACUGGUGACUACUUUUCUCGCCCGACGCCGGCUAUUCAGCCAGACAUGAUUAGCCGAAAGGUCUGGGUCAAGCGAGGUGGCUCCUCCGCGACGCUGGUCUCUGUGACUGAGGAGGAUUUGGUGGAUGAUCUGCGGGAAGCCAUUUUGAAGAAAUACACAAAUUCCCUUGGUCGCACGUUCGACGCGCCCGAUAUUGUGCUGAAAUUGAUACCACGCGAGCCAUCCAGCCGCCAAAGUAACCCCGAGCGUCUGCUAGGACCGGAAGAGCUAGUUGGACAGGCUUUGGACCAUUAUUAUCCCGGUGGACAGAGCGUCGGAGAAGCGUUAUUGAUUGAAAUCCCCCCGCGUCGCACGCCACGACCCUCUCCGCAUCACAAUGUUCCAUACGGAGUCCACCCGGAAGCCAUACGACCUGGUGAACCCGAUGAGUACUUCCCGCCUAUGCAUUCCAUACAACCUUCCAAUGUCCCUGGUUCGCUAUCAUCCGCAAGCAUACCCAGCACCCAUCAACACUCAAUGUCUGUCAUUAACGGCGUUCCAUUACCGCCUGUUCCUUCGCCGGGCAGUUGUGGCUCCUGGCAUAAUGUUCAGCAUCGACCGCAACUCCCUCGUCAACCUACCUCUUCUCCUACGAUGAACGGUGCGACCCCUGCCACAACAUGGAACCAACCCAUCAAUAGUGUUGCUCCCAUCCCCUCCACCUCCAUCUACCAGCACUCCUUCCGGUUCAAGUCCCCAGAACCCGCAAACGAAAUCCGCACAUACUCCCCCAACUCGCUCCAAAAACUCCGAAAAAUGGGGAAACUUAGCAGCGGCGCUACUGUGGAAUCCAAUAAUAACACUUCCGGUCUUCUCGACGUCAACGCACCGCCCAUCAACGUCCUUAUCGUCGAAGACAACACGAUCAACCUUAAACUUUUAGAAGCCUUUAUGAAACGCCUUAAAGUCCGAUGGCAAACAGCAAUGAAUGGUCGCGAAGCAGUCAAUAAAUGGCGUGGCGGAGGGUUCCAUUUGGUUCUAAUGGACAUCCAACUUCCCGUCAUGAACGGUCUUGAAGCUACUCGAGAAAUCCGUAGAUUAGAGCGGGUGAACAACAUCGGCGUGUUUUCCAAAGGCGUCGCUCCAACAUCGCCCCAUGCCAUGGUCAGUACAAAGGGCAACCAUGUCUUUCCACCACAACCGGAGGACUUGAUUGAUAAGGGAUCAUCCUUCAAGAGCCCUGUCAUUAUUGUGGCACUUACGGCGAGUAGUCUGCAAAGUGACAGGGACGAGGCUCUGGCCGCUGGAUGUAAUGAUUUCUUAACAAAGGGGGGCCAGCGUGCUGAUUCCGAUAUUCAGCCUGUCAAUAUGAUGUGGCUAGAAAAGAAAGUCAAGGAAUGGGGCUGCAUGCAAGCUCUAAUUGAUUUUGAAGCCUGGCUCAAAUGGCGUGGCUACGACUCGUCGCCAUCAGACCCCAUAUCUCGGCAAUCUACAACCAACACCAUCAUCGGUGGCCCCUUAACCAACUCUCCUUCGCUUGCGCCGACAUCAAAGCUUUCUCAGGAGAUUAUUCCUGCCAGACUCGCAACAGAAAACGGAAAGUCAGUGCCAAGCCAAAGAGAAUCGAGCCCAGCCCCGACGUCCAAGAUCCCAGGAGCCAGUAUAUAUAAGAGCGGAAAAGAUUCCUCCGCUAGUUCCGCCUCGACAAUCGUACCGAAAGGGGCUGCUUUACAAACUUCAGCGGGGAAGAAUUCUUCGCAAACUGAAAUUACACCAAUGCAAUCUGCCGGAAAAAGAGGCAAUCGUGCUUCAACGCCGGCAAAGACGUCUUCAUAG
Uncinocarpus reesii 1704 is the source of this 2391-nucleotide messenger RNA. RefSeq lists its product as uncharacterized. Lineage: Eukaryota; Fungi; Ascomycota; Eurotiomycetes; Onygenales; Onygenaceae. Gene Ontology annotation, cellular component: Mcs4 RR-MAPKKK complex. The transcript is spliced from 5 exons. Gene Ontology annotation, molecular function: protein kinase activator activity; phosphorelay response regulator activity. The record is from RefSeq and is a predicted model, not a curated record. Gene Ontology annotation, biological process: osmosensory signaling via phosphorelay pathway. The coding region runs from base 1 to 2391 and encodes 796 amino acids.